Molecule: messenger RNA, 691 nt
Organism: Pseudomassariella vexata
Lineage: Eukaryota; Fungi; Ascomycota; Sordariomycetes; Amphisphaeriales; Pseudomassariaceae
Exons: 2
Coding region: 1-642 (213 amino acids)
Source: RefSeq, a predicted model, not a curated record
AUGUGCCUCUGGUCUCCCCAAGUCCAAAGGAGCGAAGGUGGCCAAUGGCCUUCAUUACAGAAAACACGAAAAAAUUCUGGUGCGGUCCGACAUCGAGGCCCUCAGACAGACCAAAGGACUCCUCGACUGGCAGCUCAGCACCAACUUGCCUUCGCGCUUGGGAGCCCACACUCUGACCCCGGCGUGUUGAAACCACGGGUUCAGUCACCGAGGUUUCGGAGCAACCAGUGUAAUCUAGUACGAGGGAUACCUGAACGGGCAAAUCGGGACCAGGUGCCUUCGCUAAUGGGGGCCUUUUGCCAGUCAGUGUCGGCUAGUACGAGGGGUCUUCCGACUAUCGAAUCAAGAUCCAAUUGCGCAAUCCGUGAGAUCGGUUCGCGAGAUUUGGGAACGGCGAUUGAAGUCUUGCUCAAGGACGGUGAUAAACCCGGGAGCAGCUUGUGCAGGCCAGCUGUAGAGCUAGGUAUCACCGUUGCUGUCAAUAUAUGUCUUAAUGGUGCCAUGUAUCCUACUAUCGCCCUUGAGAGCGUCGUGACGGCAUCAGGACAGAGGCCAGGUAUCAAGGCUGCUGAGGAACACGAUGGACAGUUGGUGCUGGAGACCAAACAUAGAUAUGAGGGAACGAGAUUGUUGAGAAAUUGAGGACCAAGCCUCUAAUGAGGCGCAUGGGCAACAUUGAUGCCAAGGAAGA